GUGAGAGGUAAGCUGGCCAGCAAAUCCAAAGCCACAGCCACUGACACACACUGGCGGCGGCGGCAGAGUGUAAACAACGUAGAGGAGGACCAGCCACAGGACUUCAUAAUGGAAUGUGAAUGUUACAAGAUACCUGAGACAAUUCCAAGAGAAUUUGCUGAUGUUACUUCUGCAAGUGUUGCAUUCUACAAACUUGUUAACACACUGGAUCAACUUGAAGGAGAAGGAUGUAUAAAGGAGCAUACUCUUAUUGCCACCACCCUGGGCUACCUGGUUGAGUUCCAUGAUGGGAAGGUGAUACGCUCCAACAAACUCCCCUCAAAACAUGUUACCAAAAUUGUGGUUCAUCAUGAGUUUCAGCCAUUGCAGCUGUUUAUAGUGUUGUUGUUCAACACCCAUAAAGCCGUCAUCCUGUCAUAUAAUGACUUCAAGACAGUUAAUGAAUGGGAAGACAUCUGUGAUAUAUGCUCUGAAGAUACUGAGGCCACUGGUGUAGCACAACUAAUGUUCUCCCAACUUUCAGGAGACAUUAUAGCCAUAUCUAGAAAAAAGUUGCUGCCUAUGAGUGAUGAUCAACAUCCAGAGGAAGAAAAGGGAAGGAGUGAUGCUGUAGAGGCAUUAGGACAGAGGCUAAAAAGUGGCAUUAGGCACGUACAGCAAUUGAAUUCACAAAGAAGGAUGAUGGAGAAAUUCAUUGCUCAAAAAUUACUGACCUUACAGUCACAACUUAAAGGACUUCAUGACCCUGAUGAAACUAAACUGAUGGCAGUAUUGACUAUAGAAGGAGAUGGUCAGGAGAGCAAAGAAAGCAGAGGAAUGGCUGUCAGGCUUGGGACUUCACAUUUAAAGAUACUCGAUGUGAAACACAAGAUUGUUCAUGACAAAUGGGUCAUUGGUCUUAAUGUUAUUAAUGAUAGUGAGAGGUAAGUUAUACAUUGUUCAUGACAAAUGGUAUUAAUUGUUGGUUAGUCACUUAAUAUUGAAACAUUUGAAGAACAACUUCCCUUAGGUGCAUCACUUGGGAUUGAAGCCAGAAGUGUCAUUGUAAACAUAAAAAUAACCACAAAAUAUGUUGUUCUUAUGUU
This is a messenger RNA of Homarus americanus (American lobster), 1085 nucleotides long. RefSeq lists its product as uncharacterized. Bases 109 to 927 code for a protein of 272 amino acids. The transcript has 8 exons. Gene Ontology annotation, cellular component: Fanconi anaemia nuclear complex. The record is from RefSeq and is a predicted model, not a curated record. NCBI's taxonomy places the organism in Eukaryota, Metazoa, Arthropoda, Malacostraca, Decapoda, Nephropidae. Gene Ontology annotation, biological process: positive regulation of double-strand break repair via homologous recombination; interstrand cross-link repair; replication-born double-strand break repair via sister chromatid exchange.